Molecule: messenger RNA, 596 nt
Organism: Thermothelomyces thermophilus ATCC 42464
Lineage: Eukaryota; Fungi; Ascomycota; Sordariomycetes; Sordariales; Chaetomiaceae
Exons: 2
Coding region: 239-562 (107 amino acids)
Biological process (GO): vesicle-mediated transport
Cellular component (GO): Golgi membrane
Source: RefSeq, a predicted model, not a curated record
GUAUCUACGGGCAAUGGUGAGCAUCCUCCUAAGUCCCGCGGCGCAGCACACACCAUUUUGUAAAGAGCUGGAAGAUAUUACCCCCGUCGGCACGGGCCGGCGACAGGAUCUCAGAAUGAAUGCUACGGACUGCGAGCUAACAUGACCCGCCACCAGGCUGGGCAUCCUAACCAUGAUCCUCUGCUUUGCGCUCGGCAUCGCAAAUCUGUUCUACUUGACGCGCCCCCUCAUCAUCAUCAUGGCCGCCAUUUGCUUAGCAUCCUCCUUCCUGAUCCUCUUCAUUGAAGUGCCCCUCCUCCUCCGCAUCUGCCCCACCUCGUCCAAGUUCGACAACAUCAUCCGUAAGAUCACGACCAACUACAUGCGCGCCGCUGCCUACGCGGGCAUGGCCCUGCCCCAGUGGCUGACGCUGCUCGAUGGCGGCAGCCCCACCUCGCUGAUCGCCGCCGCCGUGUUCUUGACUCUCACCGGAAUAUGCUACCUCCUGGCGGGCAUCAAGGGCCAGGCGUUUGUCGGGAGCAAGACGCUUGGCGGGGCGGGCGUCGCGCAGAUGAUUGUAUGAGCUUUGAGCCUGCUUGCCAUCUUGGGCGUACGCG